AUGGCCGAAACUUUAAUAGAGGAAGGCGAACGUCCAACUACAGAAAGACUAGAGCGACAAGUAAUCGUUCGUCAGGUCACCCCUGAACUCCCAAUACAUUUAAAACUCCUGUUGGCAUCAACAAUCGUUCUAGUUGUACUCGUCUUAGGGACGAUAAUUUAUUUUAUAUACGCUAAAUAUGCAAACGAAUGACAGCAGCGAGAACUACGGAGCAGAUACAGGUGUCUGCUCACAGGUAGGCCGAUAUCUUUGCUUGUUUUAUCCUAUGUCCGCCUCGAUUUGUAAUUCAGAUUCAGCUCGCAAGGUGACGAUUUCGGAUUUUCAGUAAAAAAAACUUCACAAUUUUAAGCGCUUACACGCAACUGGAACUGUUGAAAAUAAUUAUUAACGCUUCGGUUUUUGUUGUCCAAUGCCGAUAUGCCUAUAAGAUUUUUCAAAGAUUUAAAAUUAAACACACAUUCGUAUAGUGUAUCCAUACAAUCGCAAUUUUACAUUUUCAUCCAGAAAAUUAGGGAAACAGCUUUAACUUUGAAAAGAAAUUUACAUUUCGAGGAUAAACAAUAUUCCAUUCUCUACAAGCCUAAAUUGACGUGCACUUCAAAAUGAAAAGCGAUAAUUUUGGCAAGUUUUGAAAACCUUCUCAUUAAAUAUUCACAUGAAAAGCAGGUUCUUUCCGAAUAUUUUAAUUCCAGUCGUGUUGGUGUAGAUCAAAUUUUCCUGAAGAAAACAUGAGUUUGAAGCUCAUCCUUCACGUUUGCCAAACAAAAUUAACGCUUAUUUCUUUUUUUAUUUCCUCUCUGUCAGUUUACUAGUGAAGAUGCACGGAACGACUUGGAUUUUGCCGGAAAACAGAUGUUUUGUAAUGAUGAAGAGUUUUGGUAAUAUUUUACACAAUACCCAUAAAUGUCCUUGGCUCUAAUUACCUAUUCUAAAGGGAAAAAACUAAUUUGGAAUGUUAUUUAUGUAAUAGUCAGAUUUGACGGCAAAAAAAUAUAUUUUGUCGAGACUUUCGGUAACCAUGUGAACAUUUAUGCUAAUUCCAUUCUGACAGAAAUGAGUUUUCGCGUUUUAUUUUGACUUAACGUGAUUUCGGCUUCAACCCAGAAUUCGGCAAUCAAUUAGUUUCACGUGAAAAGAAAAUUAAAGAAAAAGCGUUUUUUCGGUUUUUCAUAAAAAUUAUGUCGAACUACCAGCUCUGUACGGUCGUUCAUCACCUCAGGCUCUUGCAUAUUCCGUGUAGUUUAUCUAGAUUAUCAACUUCAGGAUUGUUAAAAUAAUAUAAUAAGCUGCUUCGGAACUUAGUAAAAUGUACAUUUAAAACCACCGAGACUAAACAAUGUAAUAGCAGUUUUAAUUAUCCAUGGCAAAAAGGAUAUUACUUACAGCUUAUAAUGAACCAUUUCCAUUAUCUUAAUGAAUAGCACCACGGAAAAAGCCCACAAGGAUGCGAAUGGAUCGCCACAAACCAAGGCGCAAUGGAAUGUAAGCAGGUUAUGUUUCAGCUGUAUAUUUUGCACACAUACCUGAAUGCUAAAUGUUGAAACGUUUUCAAAAAGGCCUUCUUCGAAAUAUUUUUAAAUCCAAAAAGAUUACAUUCAUACCUCUCUUAAAGUUUACUUGAGCAAGUACAGUCUAUUUUUUUUAAGUAUAUCACGUUUCCAAACUAAACUAAAUCAAUGUUACUGCGACAAAUUAACUUUUCUGAAUUAUUUGUCUUAGGACUUCACUUUCAGCAGUGAUGAUCAAGGUCAAACUGGUGAUUCUGAAAGUAAGCCAUACACAGCCAUAUGAGUUUAAAAUGACUGCUGAGCCAUAUUUGCUUGGCUCAAGCUAGCAGUUGAUGCUUACCAGUAAUUGCAAAAAUAGAAGUGUCAUAUCGGGUUAAGGGUUAAACCCACUCGUGACAAAUCAAGUGGACUGAGAAAAGUGGACCCUCCCCCAGAUUACCAACAAUCACGCAAAAGAAAUCAAAAGGCAUUGCGGAGAGACUAUGGUUUGAGCCAGACUCCACUAAAAUCCACUAAGACAGUGUUAAUCUUUAACUCAAUCAUAAUUUCAUCUGGUGGGUUACAGGGUUCAAUGUACUUGGUUUGGGCAUGGAAACAUUAUCAUGGUUGAACUGGUUCAUCAUUUUACUUGGCACUGUAUUCUUAGAGAGUACCACAAAUUAAUUUCCAUUCAUGCAAAAAGACACCAAAAAGUUUUUUUUGUGCGUGUGUGUGUGUGUGGUCAAUUUUUUAACCACUCAGGCUCUUUGUUACCCGCUCAUUAAUUAUAUCUUGCCAACCUUCUAUGAUACAAAUCAUUUUGAGGAAAUAAAAAUGUCUUUCACCAACAGCAUAUCCUGAUACCUAUGAAAACAUGAUAUCAAGGAUGGGUGAAAUUGAGAAGACUUUGGCAACUGUUAAAGAAACAUUAUCCACAGCAAGUGGUUAGUAUGAAACAAUCAACAGUACGGAUGAAUGAAACCAGAGAAGCAUGGAAAGUAAUUCAAUACUCUUUUCCUUUUUUCUCAACAGUGCGUUGCCAUCUGCUUAAUGUUGAUGUUGUUACAAUGUUUAGUCCAGAAAUGCUGGACAUCCUGAACAAAACGAAGGAACAGUGUGAAGACUGUAUAAAAGCAAUGAAGACUUUGUCUGCUGAGGACUACUGACCAAAAAAACAAAAACAAAAAAACAAAACAAAAAAAUAUAUAUAUACUUAAUGAGAGGGCUCAUGAGUAAUCUUAAAAUUCCUACAAUGCGUUUGGAAGAGGCAACUGAAUAGCUAUUCUUUGUUUAUUGCACAAAACAUAACUGUGCCAUAUGUAAUUUGUAAGAAUAACAUGGCAUAGAGGAUAAUGAUAAUUUCCAGCCGUAUUUUGAUUAUGCAAAUUGCAUGGUACACAAUUUUCACAUGUGACCUGGUUGUUGAAAAAUAGAAGUGGCCUGAAAGCCCUUGUUCAAUGUCAUUUUGGUUUGCGAUUGAUGAUUCAGAUUAAUUUCAAUUCUUGGUGAAGAAUUAUAAAUUUGAAGAAUUGCUUCAUUUAAUACUUUGUACACAACAAUGAGUUGUUGAUACUAUUUAUUUCUGAUAUACAAUUUAUCUUGCAGCUAAUAUUUUACAAUGUUGCUAUUUAUACAAUAAACAUG
This is a messenger RNA of Pocillopora meandrina, 3131 nucleotides long. Lineage: Eukaryota; Metazoa; Cnidaria; Anthozoa; Scleractinia; Pocilloporidae. The record is from the annotation of a GenBank genome assembly.